CCGUUGUUCCAUAACCAUGUCCAGCCUCGAACUUCCCUACGCAGCAGAUGCAGAGGACUCGUUAUCUUUUGACAACUUGGAGGUCUUGAGAUUGCAAUACGAGCGAGAACUAUUACAAGCACAUGUCACUGUCCAGACCAAAUUCAAUUAUGCAUGGGGACUUGUGAAAAGCCCUUUGAGAGAUCAUCAAGUAGAAGGUGUGAAGCUGCUUCAAGAGCUGUACAGGUCGGAGCCGAAGCGACGGAGAGAAUGUCUUUAUUAUUUGGCACUGGGUCAUUACAAGAUGGGGAAUUAUGAAGAAGCCAGAAAGUUUAACGGACUUUUACUAGACAAGGAGCCAACAAACUUACAAGCCAUCAGCCUGGCACAGCUCAUUGAGAAGGGUGUCACAAAAGAGGGCUACGUUGGAAUGGCAUUAGUGGGCGGUGCGCUCGCACUUGGCACGCUAGCCAUGGCCAGUUUUAUACGGCGAGCAACCCGAAAAUAAACGUUCGUCAUCUUGCUGACCGCGACCGCUAUCCACGUCCAUAUUCACGAUCCUUGGUUCUCUUUCCGACAUUUUCAUCUCCAAUCCUCGUGCUCGCCCGGACACGCCUGCAACGCUUCCAUCUCAUUUUAUUCUAAAUUACGCUCUCAAUUCACAGUCAAGGAUGAAUUUGUUGUUGCUAUAUCAUCAAUCGUGUAUUUCUACUGGUCCAUCUACGGUCACUAGUUCUGUGAUCUUAAUGUUUUCCGUUUCUUUUCUCGACGAGUUCCCAGAUCUCAAUUCUCUUUGACAGCUGCAGGUAUUCACUCCAUUUGGGACCGAGCUGUAACGUUCCAGUAUUCAAUCUUGAAUUUGAGGUCUCGAAUACUUGAAACCAUAAGUUUGUCCCUGGCGCCCGUCUUACUCCGGAAGAACCACAACGCCACUGAGCGCUGCACUAAAAAGUCUAAAAUUGUACGUCGUCAGUGGGUGAGCG
Messenger RNA from Marasmius oreades (fairy-ring Marasmius), 962 nucleotides. RefSeq names its product mitochondrial membrane protein (gene FIS1). Gene Ontology annotation, biological process: peroxisome fission; autophagy of mitochondrion; mitochondrial fission. The transcript is spliced from 5 exons. The record is from RefSeq and is a predicted model, not a curated record. The coding region runs from base 17 to 487 and encodes 156 amino acids. Lineage: Eukaryota; Fungi; Basidiomycota; Agaricomycetes; Agaricales; Marasmiaceae. Gene Ontology annotation, molecular function: protein binding. Gene Ontology annotation, cellular component: peroxisomal membrane; mitochondrial outer membrane.